AUGCCCUCGUUUCUCGGAUACUUUUGGAGCACGCCCCUACAUUUAUUGAUUUUAUACGCUGUAAGCGAGGCUUGCAUGCGAAUGGGAGCUCCGGUCACAACAACGACAAGUAGGGCGACGACUCCGAGGACAACGACUCCUUUGACCACAACAUCGACAACGGCUACAGAAGCCACGACCACAGCUACAACUACGACAAUGACAACGGCGCCCGGCAUAUCUUGCACCUCAUGCGCCGAAACUCUCGCCAUCAUCCCCGGCGAUCUUGAAGAUGCUAAGCAAGGGAUCGGCGUCUUUGCCUAUAAUAAGCACGCUGACGGUUGCAAGACCGCUUCGCUAACCUGCACCGGCGAUGGAUUUACAGGCAGCUUUUUUCUGGACUUCGUCGAGCAGAGGAUGAACCCCAAAAAUGACUUGGCGAUUUUAUCAGCAUUCGUUGGUGGUUCGAUUCUAGGCUAUAAGAUUCUCAAACUCAUCCUGUAUCGACAUCGUAAAUCUACUGAAGAAUGGAUCCCAAUCGGAAGAAUCAAAGAGCUCUACCUCUUUCCGGUCAAAUCCGGAAAGGCCGUAUCGGUAUUCUCCAUGAAAUGCGAUUUUCUCUGCGUUUCCUUGGAAUCGAUCAGAGGCAGGGCCAAGAUUGUGCAAGCCACGUUAUUCAAUAACCAGCGUCAAGACGGCUACGACUGUGGAGAUGAAGCGGCUGAAUUCUUUACAAAAGUUGUUGAAGAACAUGAUAAUUGGUGGAAUAACAAUGUGGUGCCGAAGCGGGAGGAUGAUUUUCCAUUUUCCGAUGCCACGCCUUAUAUGAUCACUACGCAAGCUUCUCUGGACGAUUUGAAUGAGCGAUUGGAAAAGCAGGUAACCAACGUCCGCUUCCGCCCAAACAUUGUCGUAGAAGGAUGCCCGGCUUGGGAUGAGGAUAAAUGGGAUCGAUUACGCUUCGGUGCGCGCCCAGAUUCAGAUGCUGCUGAGAUGGAGUGCUACAGGUCUUGCGAUCGAUGUUCCAUGACCAAAAUCGAUCCCGAAAUUGGCCAAAAGGCAGCUGAAGAACCUUUUAAGACGUUGCAGAGCUUCCGGUUGCCCACCGACAACAUGGCCAAAUCGAUUGGGAAAGCACCGAUUUUUGGCGUUCACACGGGGAUGAACCGGUCCGGGUUUUUGCAUGUUGGCCAGGUGGUUUGGGCCGUUUACAAGCCGAAUGGGGCUUUU
Molecule: messenger RNA, 1209 nt
Organism: Mesorhabditis spiculigera
Lineage: Eukaryota; Metazoa; Nematoda; Chromadorea; Rhabditida; Rhabditidae
Source: the annotation of a GenBank genome assembly